AUGAAGCGUUUUCUUAUUUUUUCAACUUUAUUCUCUUUGAUUUUGUCCAGUGAAUUGGAUUGUCCCGUGAAUUGGUUGCCCGUUGAUUCGCACGAGCUUUGUCUUUACAUUGGAAAAGAUGUCGGUGACUGGGAUCACGUGGUUGAGAGGUGUGUCUCAAUGGGUGGAUAUCCGGCGAUAAUCACCGACGCUUUCAUCAACUCAAUGAUUCGCGAUGAGCUCACCAAAGCCGGAAUCUCGGAAGCUUAUAUCGGUGUGACGAGAUACGAUGACGAUUGGCGGUACGCUAAUGGGAAAAAUCUCACGUACAAGCGAUGGAAUAAUGGAGAACCAAGAAAAGAUGAGUACAAGGGAUUGUUUGAUGUUUCGUUUGGUGGUUGGAAAACGACUGACGAUUUCCAGAAUUACUCCUACGUUUGCACGCAAAACCCGAACAAAGUGAAAUGUGACCCGGGAUGGACACCGUUUGGCGAUUUUUGCUACUGGAGCUCGGGUUUCACGUUUUCCGAUGGAAAACACUGGAAUCUCUUCAAUUUCACGCAAGCCGAGCAAAAGUGCCGAGAAUUGGAUGUGCAUUUGGCGUCCAUUCACAGCCAGGCCGAGCUUGAGUUUAUCUAUGAUUUAAUCGCCACAAAUCUAACCGAAGCUCAAGCCGACGCGGCAGUCACCGACGAGAAUGGAUGCACGCAUAUGUGGGCUUGGUCAGGUCUCUAUCAUAAUGGGGUAAAGAAUUACACGACAUGGACAGACGGGACACCCUUGGAUUUCGUAGGGAAAUCGGCUGCCGUCUGCUAUCAAACAGCUGGAAUGGUGAUGCUAAACGAUUUCGGUGAUUGCUACGAUUUGACGGGACCGAGUGGACACGAAUAUUGGGAAGCCGCACUUCCACUAGCGCGUUAUGUUUGUAAAAAAGAACCGAAUCAA
This is a messenger RNA of Mesorhabditis belari, 924 nucleotides long. Lineage: Eukaryota; Metazoa; Nematoda; Chromadorea; Rhabditida; Rhabditidae. The record is from the annotation of a GenBank genome assembly.